Molecule: messenger RNA, 1656 nt
Organism: Lycium barbarum (goji berry)
Lineage: Eukaryota; Viridiplantae; Streptophyta; Magnoliopsida; Solanales; Solanaceae
Product: protein NRT1/ PTR FAMILY 7.3-like
Exons: 3
Coding region: 298-1644 (448 amino acids)
Biological process (GO): transmembrane transport
Cellular component (GO): membrane
Molecular function (GO): transmembrane transporter activity
Source: RefSeq, a predicted model, not a curated record
GCAACUCUGGUAUUUUUUGGAGUUGGAGUGAAUUUGGUGUUGUUCCUCACGAGGGUGCUGCAAGAAAAUAAUGCUGAUGCUGCUAAUAGUGUGAGCAAAUGGACUGGCACAGUCUAUAUUUGCUCCCUUGUUGGUGCUUUUCUUAGCGACUCUUAUUGGGGAAGAUUCAAAACUUGUGCCAUUUUCCAAGUCAUCUAUGUAACUGGAUUGGCAUUACUAGCACUAGCAUCACAACUUUACUUGCUCAAACCUAAAGGUUGAGGGAAUCGAACGACUCUAUGUGGAGAACAUUCAACCAUGGAGAUUGGUCUAUUCUAUGUCUCUGUGUAUAUGAUUGCUCUAGGAUAUGGAGGUUAUCAGCCAAAUAUUGCUACUUUUGGGGCUGAUCAAUUCGACGAGCAGCAUCCACAGGAGUCUUCAUCUAAAGUUGCUUUCUUCAGCUACUUUUAUCUGUUCAUGAACCUCGGAUCACUCUUCUCCAACACUAUUUUAGACUACUUUGAGGAUGAAGGAAUGUGGGCUCUUGGUUUUUGGGUGUCUGCAGCAUCUGCCUUCGCAGCAUUAAUGCUUUUUCUUGGAGGCACAGCUAGGUACAGACACUUCAAGUCUAGUGGCAACCCUCUUGCCAGGUUUGGUCAAGUUUUUGUUGCAGCAACAAAGAAAGGUAAAGUGGAGACACCGGAAAAUGAAGACGACUUCUACCAACGGGAAGACGACGAUGACACAACCGGUGGUAGAAAAAUGUUACACACCCAUGGUUUCAAAUUCUUGGACAGAGCAGCUGUGGUGACAUCAAGGGAACUAGUUGACAACGAGAAGCAGAGCAAUCACAACCCUUGGCGUCUAUGCCCCAUUUCACAAGUUGAGGAGGUUAAAUGCAUUUUAAGACUGCUGCCAAUUUGGUUAUGUACCAUUAUUUACUCUGUAGUUUUCACGCAAAUGGCCUCACUCUUUGUCGAGCAAGGUGAUGCCAUGAAAACUACAAUAGCAAACUUCAGGAUUCCAGCAGCAAGCAUGUCUACCUUUGACAUCCUCAGUGUAGCAGGUGUCAUAUUUCUCAACCGCAGAGUUUUUAAUCCACUAGUCAGUAGGUUUAAGAAGUGCAAGGGUGACCAAGCCGGGCUAACUGAACUUCAAAGGAUGGGUAUUGGACUAGUCAUAACAGUAAUGGCUAUGCUUUCAGCAGGAAUUGUGGAGUGCUACAGGCUAAAGUAUGCUAGUAAUGACUGUAAACACUGUGAAGGCUCAAGCUUUCUUAACAUCUUCUGGCAAGUCCCUCAAUAUGCUUUUAUAGGAGCUUCGGAAGUAUUCAUGUAUGUAGCCCAACUAGAGUUCUUCAAUGCACAAGCACCUGAUGGACUUAAAAGCUUUGGAAGUGCACUAUGCAUGACAUCGAUAUCAUUGGGGAACUACGUGAGUAGCUUUCUUGUGAGCAUAGUGAUGAAAGUAUCAGCAACUGACAACAUGCCUGGAUGGAUACCAGGAAACCUUAACAAAGGUCAUUUAGACAGAUUCUAUUUUCUAUUAGCUGGUUUUACAUUAAUAGAUUUGGGUACAUACAUUGCAUGUGCAAAGUGGUACAAGAAUAUUAAGCAUGGUGAGAAGAUUCAGGAAAACGAGGAAGAGGAUAAUUGUGAAGUCUAACAUACCUGAUAU